Aspergillus ochraceoroseus IBT 24754 is the source of this 7883-nucleotide messenger RNA. It is a transcript of the gene ags1, whose product is annotated as alpha-1,3-glucan synthase Ags1. Gene Ontology annotation, biological process: fungal-type cell wall (1->3)-alpha-glucan biosynthetic process. Bases 476 to 7741 code for a protein of 2421 amino acids. The transcript has 6 exons. The record is from RefSeq and is a predicted model, not a curated record. Gene Ontology annotation, cellular component: fungal-type cell wall. NCBI's taxonomy places the organism in Eukaryota, Fungi, Ascomycota, Eurotiomycetes, Eurotiales, Aspergillaceae. Gene Ontology annotation, molecular function: alpha-1,3-glucan synthase activity.
CCUCUCAAAUAGUUAGGCUGACUUGAUAUCCCCGACAUUUACUUUUGAUCAGAAUCUCAGCCCUGGAUGUCACUCGAUUAGACUCUCCUCCAUCCUCUCCUUCUUCCUCUUGCUGUUUGUUCGAUUUCCACCUUUUCCCCCUUUCAUUCGUUACUCUUAUUCGCUCGCUAGGUUUUGGUGCUUUCUUGCUCUCUUCUCGAUUUCAGCAAAUCAGCCAGUCUUUGUUUUUUUUUACGCCUCCCAUCUGUUCCCUGCGUUUUGUGAUAGAUAGACCUUAAUAACCCACGACGGAACUGGAAAGAAAGAAAGAGAGAGAGAAAACACUCACGAGCUGGUCUGCCGGCACUGAUACAGGAGGAGGCUUGAUGGGAUACUAAUCCUUAUUUUCGAACGGCAUCGCAUCCCCCUCCUUCACUUCGCGAACUGUUGCCACAGACGCGGCAGACACUGUGCGCUCAUCGACCGACCAUCCACUAUGAGGUGGAGACUUUCCUCGGGAGGGUUGAUAGCACUCUUCGCAGUCACGUCGAUAUGUUGGCCAUACGAUGAAGCGUGGGUCGAUUAUAACCUCAACGAGAACAAGACUGCGACAAACCCGGCGGAGUACUGGGGGGAAUGGCCCAACCAUCAAGGGCAAUACUUCCCCUCUCCCGACAACUGGCGUUUUCCAUUCUACACACUGUUUCUGGACCGAUUUGUCAAUGGAGACCCGACAAAUGACAAUGCCAAUGGAACCUUGUUCGAGCAUGACCUCAACUCCAACCAAAUGCGCCACGGUGGUGAUGUGAAGGGCUUGGUAGACACGUUGGAUUAUCUACAGGGAAUGGGAAUCAAGGGUCUGUAUCUCGCAGGAACGGCGUUGUUAAAUCAGCCGUGGGGUUCGGAUGGUUAUUCGGCUCUAGAUACCACCCUUCUAGACCACCAUUUCGGGACUCUUCAGGGAUGGCGAGACGCAAUUACUGAAAUCCAUAAGCGCGGCAUGUAUGUCGUUUUCGAUAACACAAUUGCUACCAUGGGCGAUUUGAUCGGAUUCGAAGGUCACCUAAACUCAACCACACCAUUCUCGGAAAAGGAAUAUAGAACUCUCUGGAAGACGAGCCGUCAGUAUGUGGAUUUUCGUAUCGGAAACACAUACAACGAGACUUGUGACUACCCCAGGUUCUGGUACGAGAAUGGGUAUCCGGUCAAUGAAUCCUUGAUCUCUGGCCUUGUUGGAUGCUACGAUAGUGACUUCGACCAAUACGGUGACGUGGAAGCUUUUGGUGUGUGGCCAGACUGGAAACGUCAACUCGCCAAAUUCGCCUCGGUGCAGGAUCGUUUACGAGAGUGGCAUCCUACUGUUCGAGAAAGGCUGAUUCGCCACUCCUGUACCAUCAUCGCCUCUUUGGAUAUCGAUGGGUUCCGAUAUGAUAAGGCAACCCAGGCGACUGUCGAUGCGCUAGGAGAUAUGUCCCAUGCAUACCGUGAAUGCGCUCGCAAAGUGGGCAAAGAGAACUUCUUUAUUAGUGGUGAAAUUACCGGAGGCAAUACAUUUGGAUCGAUCUAUCUUGGUCGUGGCAGACAGCCAAACCAGCAGCCUUCGUCGGCUGACGCAAUCAGUUUAACAAAUACCUCAGAUCCCCAAUACUUCCUGCGUGAAACGGGACAAGAAGCUAUUGAUGGUGCAGCAUUUCAUUACUCCACGUAUCGUGCCCUUACCAGGUUUCUGGGAAUGGAUGGCCAGCUAUCUGCUGGAUUUGAUGUGCCCGUCGACUUCGUGGAUGCCUGGGGUCAGAUGGUGGUAACAAAUGACUUGGUCAACGCAAAUACUGGCAAGUUUGAUCCCAGACACAUGUACGGUGUCACCAACCAGGAUGUGUUUCGAUGGCCAACCAUUCAGUAUGGGGUUGAGAGACAGCUAUUAGGCUUGUUUAUUACUACCCUCCUCAUGCCCGGCAUCCCCCUGCUCCUCUGGGGCGAGGAGCAGGCGUUCUAUGUUUUAGAUGCUACUGCUACUAAUUAUAUCUAUGGACGACAAGCUAUGUCUCCCGCGACUGCAUGGAGAACCCACGGAUGCUUUGCUCUAAGCUCGUCGCAGUACUACCACUGGCCUAUUGAGGCGGGACGUCAGGGCUGCCAUGAUGAAAGUGUUGCAUAUGAUCAUCGAGACCCUUCCCACCCAUUAAGGAACAUCAUCAAGCAUAUGUACCAGAUGCGAGAGCAGUUUCCAAUUUUAAAUGAUGGCUAUUCUCUGGUGAACCUUUCCAAAUCCACGGUGGAAGUACGCUACCCUGGUUCGAACACCACUGAUACUGAGACUGGCAUGUGGUCAGUUGUUCGCGAUCUUAAUAGUAACGUGCAAAACUUUGGAUCCAAUGCAGCUAACCAACCUGUGUGGCUUGUUUAUCAAAAUGUGAACCGAACUAUGGAAUAUAAAUUCGACUGCAGCGAUAAUAAAACCGCCUUCAUCUCGCCAUUCCCAACCGGAACACGCGUCAAGAAUCUUUUCUACCCCUAUGAUGAGCUCGAGCUGAUUGAUUCGCCUCAAAAGCUUCAUUUUAAUGGGUCGACUGAGUUUAAUGGUUGCUAUCCCAACCUAACAUUAAAGGCGUAUGAGUUUCGCGCAUAUGUUCCUCAUAAUAUGUUUAUCAAGCACCGGCCUAUGAUCACCCAUUUUACCCCAGGACACGAUUUCCCAGUCCGAUCAACUGUUGCCCCGAACGCCUUUGAAAGCGUGAAAAUCGGAUUUUAUUUUUCGGAGGAGAUGGAUUGUGAUUCAGUGACCAAAGCACUCUCGCUCAACUCGUCAACCGAAAUUGGGAAAACCCCCACACUGGAUACAAGCACGGUAAACUGUACCUCAAUUUCACCGACCCAGGUGUCAUGGACAGGUCAGAUCCCAAGCACAUGGCUUUGGUCCGCUAACUUGACGGGCGUGUACAACGGAGUCCAUCGGUUGACCCUGAACAACGUGAGCAACGCCAAUGGAAAUGCAACCACAAAUUCAGUGGAUCAUUUCCUGUUCCGCAUCGGUCAAGUCGAUAACCCUAUGGUGUUCACGUCCGCCAACUACUCGACUAGUUUGCUUCAUCAAUAUUCUGAGAACCAGACCCUCUUCAUCCAGCACCAUGCUGCCGGCGCAGACCAAUAUCGCUACUCUACCAACUGGGGAAGUACGUUCUCGAACUGGCUGCCAUACAAAGGCGGAAACGUCACGAUUGAUGAGCUGCCGUGGUCUGGCACUAAGCAGCAGGAAUGGAAGGGAAAGCAUGUCCGUGUCGAGUAUUGGAGUCGGUGGACGGGAAGUAGCGAUUAUGUCCAAGAAGGCGAUGUUAACUGGGAAUCUAAAGUGCCCCGCCGCUUCCCCCAUGUCCACCUGAAUGGGCCCUAUAAUCAAUAUGGAUAUGAUCGAGGUCUGGACAACAAGAUUGAGCUGGACACGGUUGAUAGCUACUGGAAGUACCAUUUUACCUCCGAAUGGCCCGCCAUCGCCCAGCUCAAUAUCUGGGGUAUAAACCCCGAUGGUAAACCCGAUCAAAGCUGGGUUCUGGGUGACGUUGACGACGACAAUGUUCUUGAUCGCAUGCCUCCGUCGUCGCUGUCGGCCACCGUCAUCAACAUCACCGAUACGCCGCCGCGCCCCUACAUUUCGUGGAAGUUUUACAUCAAUGACGGCACUCUCAGCUACCACCUGAUUCCAAUUGGCCACGAGAACAUUCAAAUUGCCAUGUUCGUGCUCUUCUGGAUUCUACCACUCUUGACUGGAGCGGCCUGUGUCUACCUCUUCAUGAAAUCAUUUUACAAAGUUGCCUUUAACCAGAAGGGCGUCAGCGAGAAACACAACGCAAUCCCCCUGGUCCUGCGCCGGCGACUCAAGCGCACACGGGCUACCGAUGGAGAGGAGCACUCCAACCCACUUAUGCGGCUCGCCAACAAGUCUGGGUUUUUGCAAAGCACUACCGCACUGGGUGCUGCAACAGGAGGCAAGAGACGAAUGGUCCUGAUUGCAACCAUGGAGUACGACAUUGAGGAUUGGGCCAUCAAGAUCAAAAUCGGUGGUCUUGGAGUCAUGGCACAACUCAUGGGCAAGACGCUUGGCCACCAAGAUCUUAUCUGGGUCGUGCCUUGCGUUGGCGGCGUUGAUUACCCUGUGGACAAAGUUGCAGAACCUAUGACAGUUACUAUCCUGGGUAGUGCGUAUCAAGUGGAAGUCCAGUAUCACGUGUUGAAUAAUAUCACCUACGUCCUACUGGAUGCUCCUGUUUUCCGUCAGCAGUCUAAAACAGAACCGUACCCUGCUCGCAUGGAUGACCUGGACAGCGCAAUUUACUAUUCGGCAUGGAAUCAAUGUAUUGCUGAGACAAUCAAACGAUUCCCCAUUGAUCUCUACCAUAUCAAUGAUUAUCACGGGUCCCUAGCACCUCUCUAUUUACUACCUGGCACUAUUCCUGCUUGUCUGUCACUUCACAACGCUGAGUUCCAGGGUCUUUGGCCGAUGCGAACCCAGCAAGAAAAGGACGAGGUUUGCUCUGUUUUUAACCUUGAACUGGAGACCGUCAGGCGCUAUGUUCAAUUUGGUGAGGUUUUCAACCUUUUGCACGCAGGCGCUAGUUACUUGCGGGUGCACCAGCAAGGCUUUGGCGCAGUCGGUGUCUCCAAGAAGUACGGAAAACGAUCCUACGCACGUUAUCCUAUUUUCUGGGGUCUGCGGAAGGUUGGUAACUUGCCUAACCCAGAUCCAUCUGAUAUUGGAGAAUGGUCCAAGGAAAUUCCCAAGGAAAAUGAUAUUACUGUAGACCCUAAUUUUGAGGCUGGACGAACUGAAUUGAAGCGACAAGCCCAGGAAUGGGCUGGUCUCGAGCAGAAUCCAGAUGCAGAUCUCCUGGUCUUUGUUGGUCGUUGGUCUAUGCAGAAAGGCGUGGACCUUAUUGCUGAUGUGAUGCCUGCGGUGCUAGAAGCCCGCCCUAAUGUCCAGCUAAUCUGUGUCGGCCCUGUUAUUGACUUGUACGGCAAAUUUGCAGCAUUGAAGCUAGAGCAGAUGAUGAAGGUCUAUCCAGGACGUGUCUUUUCCAGGCCUGAAUUUACCGCUCUGCCUCCUUACAUCUUUUCCGGUGCUGAAUUUGCCCUGAUUCCUUCUCGCGAUGAGCCAUUUGGUCUCGUGGCUGUGGAAUUCGGACGUAAGGGUGCGCUGGGUAUUGGUGCACGCGUUGGUGGCCUGGGACAAAUGCCUGGUUGGUGGUAUAAUGUUGAAUCAACAUCAACAUCCCACUUGAUCUACCAGUUCAAGCUGGCAAUCCAAGCUGCCCUUAGCUCUAAAACUGAAACUCGUGCUAUGAUGCGGGCGAGGUCCGCUAAGCAACGUUUCCCUGUUGCACAGUGGGUUGAAGACUUGGAGAUCCUCCAAACAACGGCCAUCCAAAUUCACCACAAACGGAAUAAUAAGGUUCAUGACCGACCCUCGAGUCCCUCCGGAAUCAUGGCAUCUGUCACCCCGCCCAUGAGUCCGCUCAUGUCACCGGGGGGCAUCCCGGGCAUGCCCCACUCUAGAGAGAGCAGCUAUUCCAACUUGGAUGUCGUGGCCGAGAUGGGUAACCAGAACAAGACUAUUUACAGCCGCGAUCCUAGCCCUAGCGGGACUGAGAAACCAAAAUCAGGUUUGAGUAGAUCACUUUCUCUGGGUGUGCGCAGCGGUCCCGGUCAUUUCGAGCGCCGUGGUCGCCCGCGACAGCAGGGUGAUCAGAUUCCCGAGAACGACGAGGUGGAAUCCGAGUCCGAAGAAGACAGCGAUGACGAUACUGGCCACAGUUCUUUUGGGGACGAUGAGUAUACUAUCACUGCGGCCCAGGCGGAGGAGGGUCGUAGAGGACACUCCAGCAUCAUGAAGCCCGGUGUUCAUGCCAUCCCUGCCCCUGGUACGCCUACCGGUCAAGAUUCCUUGCAUCCUCGAUCUAUCAGACCUCCCGUCAGUCCCAGUACUCCCCCAGGCCCAGAGCAGUCCCUCCUUGCGCCGCCCCGACCCCUGAUGGAUCCUGGAAAUCGGCUGAGCAGUGCAUCCGUGCUCUCGCUUGAAUCCGUCGUUGGAAAUAAGAAGGACUUCAAGCUCCAAAAGGUUGAUCCAUUCUUUACCGAUAGUCACGGGGAAUACUACAAUACUUUCAAAACCAAACUCGAGGGUCUCAAUGGGGCCAACUCCGAGUCGCAGCUCUGUAUCGAAGAAUACCUCAUCAAGAGUGAAAGACAAUGGUUUGACCGUUUCCGUGAUGCACGACUGGGCCGCCACAAAUCGCCCACACCCUCGAUUUUCCGUGGAAAGAACAACGAGUCACCGGCAAUGUCAUUCUAUAACGACGAUGCGGCCUCCCAUGUCGCCGGCAGUGAAUAUCAAGAGGAUGAUGAGACUGACGAUGAGUUCCUCCUGGGCAAGGACUACGUGCCCCCGACUGGACUGAAGAAGUGGAUGCAGAUUAAAGUAGGAGACUGGCCAGUGUACACCGUAUUCCUUGCCCUAGGCCAGAUUAUCGCUGCCAAUUCGUACCAAAUUACGCUGUUGACCGGUGAAGUUGGUGAAACCGCAGACAAGCUCUAUGGUAUUGCGACAACGUACGCAAUUGCCUCCAUCUGCUGGUGGCUUGUUUUCCGCUACUUCCAGUCGAUUGUGUGUCUUUCUGUCCCAUGGUUUCUCUACGGAAUAGCUUUCCUUUUCAUUGGCUCUGCGCACUGGGAGACGGACUCCUUCUCUCGGGGGUGGAUCCAGAAUGUAGGAAGUGGCUUCUACGCCGCCGCCUCAGCUAGUGGAUCUGUCUUUUUCGCCUUGAACUUUGGUGACGAGGGUGGUGCGCCUGUCAAAAAAUGGAUCUUCCGUGCCUGUGUCAUCCAGGGUAUCCAGCAAGCAUACAUUAUUGCGCUCUGGUACUGGGGCUCGACUCUUACGAAGGCUUCCAAUGCAGGCCUUUUGACUGAUGCAACCAAUAUCUCCAAUACUUGGAAGAUGACGGCGAUUUGUUAUCCUAUCGCUGCCUUCCUUUGCGGCAUUGGAUUGCUCCUGAUUUUCGGCCUUCCCAACUAUUAUCGUCAAAAGCCGGGCAAAGUGCCUUCAUUUUAUGUGUCGCUGCUGCGCAGGAAGAUUGUCCUUUGGAACUUCGUGGCGGUCAUUCUGCAAAAUUUCUUCUUGAGCGCCCCGUACGGCCGAAAUUGGAGCUUUUUGUGGACGUCCUCUCAUACCCACGCCUGGCAAAUCGUCAUCCUCUGUAUCGUGUUCUUUGGCGUUGUGUGGGUUCUUUUCCUCUUCAUCGUUAGCAGGUUCUCCAAAGAGCACAGCUGGUUUCUGCCCGUGCUGGCCUGUGGUCUGGGUGCUCCUCGGUUUAUCCAGAUCUGGUGGGGCGUCUCUGGCAUUGGCUACUAUCUUCCCUGGGUAUCUGGUGGCUUGACUAGCGGCGCAUUGGUAUCGCGCAGUCUCUGGCUCUGGCUCGGAGUUCUGGACUCCAUCCAGGGUCUCGGAUUCGGUAUCAUCCUUCUGCAGACAUUGACCCGCAUGCAUAUGUUGUUCACUUUGAUUGCCUCCCAAGUCAUCGGCUCUAUUGCAACCAUCUGUGCCAGGGGUUUUGGUCCCAAUAGUAUCGGACCGGGCCCAAUCUCUCCAGACCCAACCAAGGGCGUAAGCGCCGUCCAAAAUGGCUGGUUCUGGGUUGCUCUUUUCUGUCAGCUGCUCAUCUGUGGCGGAUUCUUACUCUUCUUCCGAAAGGAACAACUUUCGAAGCCUUAGACAAAAAAACAAGAGCUUUGCAUAUAUACAUAUAUAUAUAACACCCUUGGGGGUUUGAGACCUUAACGAUUACAUGGUGUCAUUCAUCCUCGUACAUCUCACCCGAUACGAUCCCUUUGAAGCAUAUAUCAUCAUCAUAUAA